AUGUGUGAAAAUCCAAUAAAUCCCAAACAAAAACUACGAGAUACAGGCAAUUUAUGCCGUGAAGAUUUCGAUGGUGGACCCAUAAGUUUGGAUGAAAUCGAGCCGGGACUAUAUUUGGGAAAUUUAACUGCUGCUACCCAUAUGGAAACUUUGCGUUCAUUUAAUAUUUCGUAUAUAUUAACGCUGGACUCAAUACCAUUGCCACAGCACAUAACGGAGGCAUCAUUCCUAACCACAAAAUAUAUACACAUCGCCGACAUGCCCAAGGAAGAUAUUUUACAUCAUCUCAAUACUUGCUAUGAUUUCAUCAAUGAAGCUCUUACAACAGGCCAUAACAUUCUGGUGCAUUGUUAUUUUGGUGUUAGUCGCAGUUCAUCCGCAGUUAUUGCCUAUAUUAUGAAACGUCACAAUAUGGACUACAACACAGCCUAUGAUUUCGUAAAAUCGAAACGGCGUUUUGUACAACCAAAUGCUGGAUUUGCUGCUCAAUUGAAAUUAUGGCAUCGCAUGGGUUGCAACAUCGAUCCACACUAUCAAAAAUAUAAAAUCUAUCGUUUACGUUUGGCUGGUGAUCAGGUGCGGAAAGCCAAAAUUCUUCCACCCAAUUUCAAUGAUCUGAUAAAACCCGAUCCAGCAAUAACCCAAGAAAAUCCCGAACCCAUUGUUUACCGUUGUCGCAAGUGUCGUCGUGUUUUGGCAUCAAAAUCAAAUGUUUUACAGCACACGGCUAAAAAUGUGGCACAAGAAAAAGUCAACGAUAAUGGUAAUACAACUAUGAUGAGUGCAGAUAAAACCACAGACCAAACAACUGGAACAGGUGUUGGUGGUGGUGGCGGCGGGGCUCCCCGGCUGUUGGAACAAAUUGCCCAGCAAAUACGUAAAGUUUCAUUGGCAUCACCAACAACGGGCGGUGAGGAGGGAACACAACAAAAUACCCCCCUCACCUAUUGUCAGAAUAUUUUAUUUGUCGAACCAAUUGCCUGGAUGAAACAUAUUGGCAAUAAUACCCAAGGACGUUUGAAUUGUCCCAAGUGUGAUCAGAAAUUGGGAAAUUAUAGUUGGAUAAAUGGUUGUCAAUGCCCCUGUGGCGAAGAAGUAUCACCAGCAUUUUAUAUGAUACCUUCCAAAGUUGAACUCUCCAAGGCUGUUCAAAAUGUACAAACCACUUUGUAAAGCAAA
This is a messenger RNA of Musca vetustissima, 1179 nucleotides long. Its product is annotated as dual specificity protein phosphatase MPK-4-like. The record is from RefSeq and is a predicted model, not a curated record. Bases 1 to 1173 code for a protein of 390 amino acids. Gene Ontology annotation, biological process: protein dephosphorylation. Gene Ontology annotation, cellular component: nucleus. Gene Ontology annotation, molecular function: protein tyrosine/serine/threonine phosphatase activity. NCBI's taxonomy places the organism in Eukaryota, Metazoa, Arthropoda, Insecta, Diptera, Muscidae. The transcript has 6 exons.